This is a messenger RNA of Asparagus officinalis (garden asparagus), 2332 nucleotides long. Its product is annotated as F-box/LRR-repeat protein At1g67190. The record is from RefSeq and is a predicted model, not a curated record. The transcript is spliced from 4 exons. Bases 339 to 1598 code for a protein of 419 amino acids. Gene Ontology annotation, molecular function: protein binding. Lineage: Eukaryota; Viridiplantae; Streptophyta; Magnoliopsida; Asparagales; Asparagaceae.
UAAUAACGAGAGACCACCAAUGUUGACCUUUUAUUUUUCUUCUUUCUCCUCCUCAAAAUCAACAAAAACAUUCCAAACUUUUCCCCCAAUUUUGGCCUCGUAAUUCUCUCAUUCAAAUCCGCCAGUGAUCAAUCUUGCCUCAUUCGUUCUUGAUCGAAACCGAUACGAGAACGAGAAGGAAUGCUGGAACCGGGAGUUAUUUGUGUAGAUCUUCUUCAUUAAAAGCUUCUUGGUCCGGACUUCAUCAUGGGGUUCUUGUGUUUUCUGAUGAUUAUCUUCAGACUUGUUGAAAUAGGAGUAAUACUGGAAGGCUGAAGUCGUCUUCGAUAAGAGUAUAGAUGGAAAACCUUCCAGUGGAAGUCAUUGGUAACAUUCUUUCCCAUGUCAGAGCUGCUCGUGAUGUCAUAAUUGCAUCUGCUACUUGCCGGAAAUGGAGGGAAGCCUGCACAAAACAUCUCCAUACCCUUUGUUUCGAUUCUGAUGAUUGGACUGUCUAUAGAGACCUUGAUAAUAGGAGGUUGGAGAUCAUCAUCACUCAGACUAUAUUUCAAACCAGAGGCUUACGGUGCCUUUGGAUUCAUAUGGACAGUAUCCAUGAGUUCACAGCAGCUCCUGUGAUUGCUUGGCUUAUGUAUACUAGAGAAACAUUGCGGACCCUGUCAUAUAAUGUUCGUACAGAGCCAAAUGUGAACAUUUUGGAGAAAUGUGGUCGACAGAAGCUGGAGGUUUUGGAUUUGGACAAUAACUCUAUCACUGGGAUUGAACCGAGCUACCAGAAAUUUACUUCUCUUAGAUCUCUUUCUUUAAGACAUGUGAGUAUAUCGGCUUUGGAUCUCAGCCUCUUGCUAGCUGCCUGCCCAAAAAUAGAGUCGUUGGCACUUGACGAACUGGAAAUAGUGACUUCGGAUUCGCAGUCUACAAUGGAGCUGAGCAGUUCAACUCUGAACCAUGUAUAUGCAAGAAAGUUGAGUGUGGAUAAAAUCAUAUUGGAUGCAGAUAAUCUGGAGAGCUUGCACUUGAAUGCUCUAAAUCUUGACCUCUUUGAGUUAAUUGGGAAGGGUUCUCUAAAGCAUCUCAAGAUUGAUGAUGUUAGCGUAACUCACCUGGAUAUUGGUGAGAGCACAGAUCAUUUGGAUGUCAUAGAUGUCAGUAAUUUUACAAUUAUGUGGCCUAAAUUUUAUCAGAUGAUAUCAAGAUCUUCUAAACUUCAAAGGCUCCGGCUUUGGGGAGUGGUGUUCGAUGAUGAAGAUGAAAUCAUGGAUUCAGAAACAAUCGCUGUUUGUUUUCCUCAGCUCAGACACCUUUCAUUAAGUUAUGAUCUAAGGGAUGGAUUGCAACAUUAUGGCCUUCAAGGAUCAUCAUCAUUGGAGAAUGUGACAAUAUUGGAAUUGGGAUGGACAGUUUUAAGUGAGCACUUUGGGCACUGGGUAUUUGGGAUGAUUGACAGAUGCCCAAAUCUUCAGAAGUUAGUCAUUCACGGUGUUCUUUCAGAAGCAAAAACCCGCGAAGAACGACAGUUGUUGGCUAAUUUCACUUCAUCUCUGGUGUGUCUUAUGAGAAAAUUUACACAAGUUGAUGUGAGAUUUGAAUAUGAGUAAUUUCAUUUGUGGCUGCUCUUGUGGAGGUCAUCCUCUUGAUCAUUUGAAGCUAUAUGAGCAGGGUUUACUUUUAGGAGCUUGGAGGGGGAGCAACUAACUGAUGUUGUAAGAAUUGUGCCCGUGGACUAUGAAGCACCGACACACGAAACUUGGCCCCGAGUCCGUGUCUGACGCGUGUCGGCCGUCGGACGCAGACACGCGUUCGACACGCGUCGGACACGCAGUCAACACCCCCUACAUGCGUCAACGCCCUGACACCCAAACCCUAAUUUCUUCACUUACCCGAGUCCCGACGCCGUCACAAUCCCUUCGUCUCUCUCUCUCGAGAUCGGCUCGUCCUCGUCCGCUCGUCCUCAUCCUCGUCGGCUCGUCGCUGCUAGGGUUAUUGUUCACACCAACCUUCGCUUACUUUUGCGAAGUUCGGAAGAGUAUAUGGAAGGGGAAUCAAGAAUGUGGGAUAUUGGUGGAGAUGUCUUCGACUCAUUUCAAGGUGCCGACAUUUUAGAUGUUGCUGUCCUUUUUCUUGACGAGCCCACAAUGGAGGCUGUUGUGUUUUAGGAGGAUGAAGGAGUUGAAGCCAUAGAACGAUCGCUUUUAUGUUUUAACUUGAAAUUUUUAUUUUUAAGAUACGUUUUUGGUUGUAAUUUUUAUAUUUUUGUAAUGUUAGUAACUUAAUAUUUUGUAGUCAUGGAACUAGUUGCAACUUGAUUUUUAUUCUCUUGUAAUUUUUAUAU